Molecule: messenger RNA, 922 nt
Organism: Trematosphaeria pertusa
Lineage: Eukaryota; Fungi; Ascomycota; Dothideomycetes; Pleosporales; Trematosphaeriaceae
Exons: 4
Coding region: 254-841 (195 amino acids)
Source: RefSeq, a predicted model, not a curated record
AGGGGACAAUGAGGCUAGCGCGCAAGUCGGGGAGAAAGGCAGGGGAAGGACUGUACAGCAGGGUUUGUACAGGGCCAACAAGGACAGAGCAAAUGUUUUUCUGAGCACGAUUCGGUAUCACGGAAAAAGACGCGCAUACUAGCCUUGCAACGAAGUUGCGAAUCUCCGCCUGUCCAGCUACAUUGUUGCCAAUGUCAGCUUUCAAAGCCUAUCCCCGCCAGGCUCCCCAAUGGGGAAGACCUGACGGACUAUCAUGCUCCAGUCUCUUGCCGGUAUCCCCACUUUCUUUUACUUACAUCGCUGGUCUAGGGCAUUGGGGGUUGGCACGACGCCAGACUACGGAUGUCUGAGCGACCUGGAUCAUGCCAACUUCAAUACGGGCAAUGUUCUAUUCCCUGGCUCGUACUGCUUGGGUGGCCAGGGGCAACCCCCGAUCUAUUCUCCAGUUGGAGCGACCAUGCCAAUUUCGCCACAGAGCUUCUUUCUACCCCAUGCAGAGCUCGAAGCAGGCCUUCCAGGUUCACGUUGGCCAACCGACCAGCAGAGUGCAGUUUGGCAAGCACCGUCGGUGAUGGGAGCAACACAUCCAAUGGCUAGCUUUGCAGGCAUCGAAGACGGCGAGCCUGACUCGAUCCCUGGACUCUGGACGAACUCCGCGGCGGAUUGUGAUCCUGUGGCGGGGACGGGGUUCACGCCUGGGCAGUUCGGAAUCCCUGGGACGGAGAUGGCGCUUUUGUCGUCGUGGAAUCGUGCCAUGGAUUGGGAUUUUUCGAGGGAAAUGGGGUUGAUGGUCCAAGGCCCCAAAUACGAGUACGAAGACUCAGCUAUGGGGCGAUUUUGAGGCGACGAACCAGGAGGUGCAGACCGAUCCCACUACGCACCGGCCGAAGCAACGUCGAACGCGCCGAAAGCGGAACCAUAA